UAAGUUAGGGGCAAGUGGAGGACGGGUGUCGGUAUCCAUGUCAUCAUAGGCUACAAAGGAAACUUCCAAGAACCAACCAGCCAACCCAAACCAACCCAACCCAUCUUCACCGCUCGUUCACCGUUUACCGCUUUCAAACAUGGUCUUCUCCGCCCACUGACUUAAACUCUUAUCACCGUCUUCAUCGCUUCUCAUUACCCACCCAAAGGCAACAAUGCUGCAGAUUCUCUAUUCUUCUUCUUAAAGUCAGCUUGGGUUCUUAGCUGCAUUCAUGUUCAUAUAUGUUGGAUCUUGCAGAAUAUCUAUAAAUUAUAGAGCUGAUGGGUGGUAUAACAUCAAAACGAUCAGCCACUGCUCAGUCCUCAUCUGGAGGAUCUAAUUCAUAUUCAUGGGAUCAUCAAAGAUAUGCACAGCCUUCAUAUGCCCCAUCAAACCAAGACUAUUCAUGGGAUCAUCAAAGAUAUGCACGGCCGUCAUAUGCUCCAUCAAGCCGAGACUAUGUUCCUCAGCAGCAUUAUGCCCCUCCACCUCAAAGCUAUGGUGGUCGUGCUCCAGAAUCGAACAGGAGGUUGGAGAGAAAAUAUUCGAAGAUAGAUGAUAACUACAAUAGCCUGGAGCAGGUCACUGAUGCGCUGGCCCGUGCUGGCUUGGAGUCUUCUAAUCUUAUUGUUGGUAUUGAUUUCACAAAGAGCAAUGAGUGGACAGGUGCCAGAUCAUUCCACCGAAGAAGUCUACAUCACAUUGGAGAUGAGCAGAACCCAUAUGAACAAGCAAUAUCCAUUAUUGGAAAGACAUUGUCUUCCUUUGAUGAGGAUAAUUUAAUUCCUUGUUUUGGAUUUGGAGAUGCAUCAACACAUGAUCAAGAAGUAUUCAGCUUCUAUCCAGAUGAGACAUUUUGCAAUGGAUUUGAAGAAGUGUUGAGACGAUACAGAGAAUUAGUGCCUAAUCUAAGACUUGCAGGACCAACAUCAUUUGCUCCUAUUAUUGAGAUGGCCAUCACCAUUGUUGAGCAAAGUGGUGGCCAAUACCACGUGUUACUGAUAAUAGCUGAUGGGCAGGUUACUAGAAGUGUUGAUACAGAGCGUGGCCAAUUAAGCCCACAAGAAAUGAAAACAGUUGAAGCGAUUGUGAGAGCAAGUGAGUAUCCCUUGUCAAUUAUAUUAGUUGGAGUUGGAGAUGGACCAUGGGACAUGAUGAGAGAAUUUGAUGAUAACAUUCCUGCUCGUGCCUUUGAUAAUUUCCAGUUUGUGAAUUUUACAGAAAUAAUGUCGAAGAAUAUGGAUAGGUCCAGAAAAGAGGCAGAGUUUGCUCUUGCAGCACUGAUGGAAAUUCCUUCUCAGUAUAAAGCAACACUAGAGCUUAGCAUAUUGGGUACUAGCAGGGGCAAGGAUAUUGAUAGGGUUCCUCUUCCCCCUCCUCUGUAUGGUGCGGCUUCUUUUAGUAACUCAAAACCUUCACGGUCAAGCAGUUUUCGUCCAACUCCACCUUCUUCUGGUAGACAUGAUGCACCUGUCAGAACAACUCCUCCUGCAAGUUCUGCUUCAGAUAAUCAUGUACUUUAUCUUAUCCUAAUUAUUAAUUGCCAUCCUUCGCUUUUGAGCUUCAAGCAAAUUCAAUAG
Molecule: messenger RNA, 1619 nt
Organism: Theobroma umbraticum
Lineage: Eukaryota; Viridiplantae; Streptophyta; Magnoliopsida; Malvales; Malvaceae
Source: RefSeq, a predicted model, not a curated record